AUGUCCGGGGAUAAACUUAAUACCCCUGAUGACAAUCUUGGAGAGCCUUUUGGAGAAACGGAUAUAACUCUCUCUAAACUAUUAUAUACUGGUGCACAAACAGGCAACACUAUAUUUGUAAUUGAGCUCCUUAGAAUGUAUCCUACUAUAUUAUGGAUUAAAAAUAGAGAUCCCCUAAGUAUAUUUCACAUAGCUGUUAUGCACCGCCACAAAGAUAUAUAUAACCUAGUGUACGAGAUAGGUUCAAACAAGACUAUACUAACCAGGCAAACAGAUGAUGAAAAUAAUUGUAUACUUCAUUUAGUUGGAAGUACCUCAAAAAGGAAUCAACUUCAAACUGUCUCAGCAGCCUCACUACUAAUGCAACGAGAGUUACUCUGGUUUAAGGAGGUGGAAAAGAUUACGCCACGUGACUUGAGAUAUUCGAAGAACAACAAAGGUCAGACACCAUAUGAUCUAUUCUCAGAAAAUAAUGAAGAGACGGUUUCCAAAGGUCUAAAGUGGACGAGAGAUUGUAUGGUUGUUGCUACACUCAUCAUUACCAUAGCAUUUGCUGCAGCGUUCACCAUUCCAGGAGGCUAUAACCAAGAGAUCGGGCUUCCUAUUUUCACUCAUGAAACUAGUUUCUUAGUUUUCUUAAUAGCGGAUUCAGUUUCUUUAUUUUCUUCCUCAACUUCACUCUUAGUGUUCUUAUCUAUCCUCACAUCUCCUUAUGGUCCACGUGAUUUUUUAUAUUCGUUGCCGAGAAAGCUAAUGAUAGGUUUGGUGACACUAUUUAUUUCGGUAGCAGCCAUGAUGGUAACUUUUGCUGCAAGCUUCUUUGUGAUGUAUCACAACACAUUUGAAUGGCUACCGAUUCUUAUCAGUAUAUUUGCAGCCAUGCCAGUCAUUGUAUUUGCUUCACUUCAGUAUCCUCUUUUGAUGGAUAUGUUUCGUUCUAUGUACGAUUCUAGGUAUCUCUUUAAGCCCAAGAGACGUAUGCUUUAUGACACAAACCAGCAAAUGUAA
This is a messenger RNA of Erigeron canadensis, 1008 nucleotides long. Its product is annotated as protein ACCELERATED CELL DEATH 6-like. The transcript is spliced from 2 exons. The record is from RefSeq and is a predicted model, not a curated record. Bases 1 to 1008 code for a protein of 335 amino acids. NCBI's taxonomy places the organism in Eukaryota, Viridiplantae, Streptophyta, Magnoliopsida, Asterales, Asteraceae.